Messenger RNA from Manihot esculenta (cassava), 1727 nucleotides. RefSeq names its product mitochondrial outer membrane import complex protein METAXIN. NCBI's taxonomy places the organism in Eukaryota, Viridiplantae, Streptophyta, Magnoliopsida, Malpighiales, Euphorbiaceae. The transcript has 7 exons. The record is from RefSeq and is a predicted model, not a curated record. Bases 376 to 1359 code for a protein of 327 amino acids.
UUAAUAGAUUAAAAAAUAGAAAAAAGAAAAGGGUUUAAUAUUCUUAAAAAAGGGUUUAAGCUUAAGACAAAACCUGCUCCCUUUUCUGCCAGUGGUACACAUUCUCCUUAUUCUCUCCCGGGCACUGUCGACGGCGUUGAACCGCCGGUUUAUCAAGGCGAUAGUUUUCAAGAUGUUCUCUCUGCUCACCACUCUUUCUAAUUGCUCACCCUUUUGUUCUCUGUGAACGUUGGUAAUCAUCAUACCCCAGAACGGCGCCAAGAAUCAACAACGACAGCUCCUAGCAUAGCUAUUGAAGCUUGGAAACCGAACUCUACUUUUUCGUGCUUUGUUUGGCAGAAGGAAAAAUAAAAGAAAAAUCAAGAGAGACAGAAAAUGGAAGAAUCUCAAGAAAGAGAAGAGUGGACUCUUGUUGCAAGAAAACCAUAUUUUGGACUCCCAACUGCUUGCCCAAUUUGCUUGCCUGUCUACAUGUAUCUCAAGUUAGCUAGGUUUCCCUUUCGCAUGGAUUUCAAUUCCACUUAUCCAGAUUCAGAUCAAAUUCCUUACAUUGAAUCUGGUGGUUAUGUGGCUUAUAAUAAUGAGAGUGGCGGGGUUAUUCAACAUUUGAAGGAAGAUGAUAUUCUUAAUCUGGAUACUGAAUUCUGCUCCAUCCCAGAAUGGAUAUCAAUGGAAGCGAUGAUUAGCUCCUGGCUUGUAGAUGCAAUCACUUAUGAGCUCUGGUUGGGUUCUGAUGGAAGUUCUGCUUUCAAGAUUUAUUAUUCUGACCUUCCUUGGUUAAUAGGAAAGGUCUUAUUUGCCAAGCAAGAAUAUACUGUUAAGCAGCGACUUGGGAUAACAAAAGAAAAUGCUGAACCAAGGGAAAAAGAGAUUUACAAGAGAGCAAAAAUUGCAUAUGGAGCUUUGUCAACCAGAUUAGGAGAACAGGAGUUUCUCUUUGAGGACAGGCCAUCAAGUUUGGAUGCAUUAUUCCUAGGGCAUGUGAUUUUCACCAUUCAAGCAUUACCUGAAGCAUCAGUUCUUCGGAGUUCACUUUUAGAGCAUGGUAAUCUCAUAAGAUACGCUGAAAAACAUAAAAAUAAUUUCUUGGAUGCGGGUUCAUCAUCAUCUUCUGUCCCGCGGUUCCCAUCAGAUUCGUCAUCAUCGACUCCAAGAAGAGGUCCUUCAAAUUUUAGUUCAAAGCCGAAGAGAAAACCCAAGCGGGAAAAGACUGAAGAGGAGAAAACUUUCAAAAGAAGGGCAAAAUAUUUCUUGGCAACACAGGUGAUAGCUAUUUUACUUUUUCUCUCUGUCAUGGGUGGAUAUGACUUUUCGGAAGUGGAUGUUGGUGAUGACGAUGAAGGCUAUGGUUAUGACUGAGAAUAAAUUAAUUUGUUUGCUGAGAUUUCUGCUGUGAUGCCCUGAUCGUAAGUACCAGCAUCGUAAGAAUUCUUUUUGUUUCAUUCUUUUAAUUUCGUUUCUUUUGACAUUGUUAUUUUCCAAAAUAAUUAUCCAUAGAAGCCACUGGAUUUAGUUAGUUGUGCAAUAGAUCAAUAUUUAAAAGUGAUUCUGAAGGGAAAAUUUUUAACAGCAGAUGGAUGUUUCAAGUGCUUCUAAAGAGGAAUUCUUAGUAGUUGGAUUCUAAUAUCUAAUUUUUGAAAUCUUUGUUGUUUUUGUGGGAUGAAUUAAUAUUGCACGAGCACACAGUUCUAUCAUUUUUAUCGCUAGUAUGAAGAUAAUUUGUUAUA